Messenger RNA from Lentinula edodes (shiitake mushroom), 2490 nucleotides. RefSeq lists its product as uncharacterized. The coding region runs from base 263 to 2323 and encodes 686 amino acids. The record is from RefSeq and is a predicted model, not a curated record. The transcript has 17 exons. Lineage: Eukaryota; Fungi; Basidiomycota; Agaricomycetes; Agaricales; Omphalotaceae.
CACCAUAUAUCAAUUGUUAUAAAGUCACUGGCUCAGUCAGGGCUCAGUAAAUCUGUUCUCAACAAGCAACGACGAUGGAUGCGUUGAAUAAAUAAAUGUGGAACCAGUGUGGAACCCAUUCCUUGUUUCGGUUUGGGCCGGCGGGCAGUUCUUCGAUCAACCAUCAUGCCAACACUGGUUGAAUCCAAUUUGACUGUACGGCUUUUGUCUUGAUCCCUGCUGGAUUUCAAACUAGUCCUCACACUUUUCGUCUUUCUCUACUAUGGCGUUAUCCCCCAGUUCAGCAACACUCACCGCGGCUGCGCCACACCAACCACACCUUGCAUCGGAGUAUGACUAUCCAUUUACCGAUGGCUCGCGGACCCCCACCAAAGCACAAUCGUAUGCGUACCACAAUUCCGAAACCGCUUAUUCAGGUGUCGCUGGAAGUCAGGCAGGUCCAAGCCUUGCCACGGGUGAAGCGCAAGACUUAACGCAUCUCCUUCCGACUACGGAUAGGAAGAAAAAUCAAUAUAUUCCUGUGGCUUUGCGCUUGCCCAUACUGAUCGGCGUGCCAUUAUCCUUGCUUCUGCUGGCUGUGGGACUAGAGGCGGCAAUUCUCUUUUCACAGAGACACAACGGAUUCAGCGUACCGGAGAAGAAUGUGAUCAGCUUUGCUUCAGCACAAUUCUUAUUGUCAUUCGUUCCUACGAUGAUCGUCAUCCCCCCAGCUUGGUUUUACCGCGUGUUGGAUUGGCAUAUCAGAUGGUAUCAACCAUACGUUGUCAUGUCUCGUGGUAAUGCGAAGCCGCAGGAGUCAGUACUGUUGGAUUAUGUCACCCUUGGCCCGGUUUUGAGUAUCAUAAAUUCUGCCAAGUUCAAACAUCGCGUCAUAACUUGGUCCACUCUGACUGCACUUGCGACGUACAUCCUGCAACCACUUGCUGGAUCCAUGUUCCAGCUUCAGAACCUGAAUACACCGACAGAUACAACGGUCAACAGCACGCGAGCUAUUGGAUUGGCGGAUUUCUCCGAUUUGACUGCUUUCGUUUCUUCCGCGGGAUUUGCCGAGGCCGCUGUCUUCAACAGUCUGCCUGAUCCACCGUUCAUUCGCAACAGCUGGACCAUUGCUCAGUUUGAGUUCCCUAGUAAAGAUUACCUGAAUGGUACCAUGACAGUCAACACAACAGCCAUUCAAACGACGACCAAUUGCCUGGGCCCAGAAGGCACUCCUUCUCUUACAGCAACUGAUGACGGCUUUAUCAUCAACUCCACAUCGGCAGACGGGUGCACACAGACGGCAGAGGCAUCUAAUACAGCUGUUUCCUCGCAACAGUAUGGUGUUGUGAACGUCCCUGAUACCUGCAGCCAACUCAACAUUACACAAAGACCUGUCAUGUUCUGGUUCUUUCAUCAUGCGGCAGACGGUACCCCAGAGGCCAGGACGGUCUUUUGCAAACCUACUUUGCAGCUAUUUAAUGUGGAGGCGACGGCGAACUUGAACAACCAGUCUGUGGUUGGUGUGCUGGAACUGGAUAGCAAUGUACCGUCUAACAACGUCACUGGCCCCUUUGCGAAUAGUCCAUUCAAUGGUGUCAUAUUCGAGAAUCAAACGGAUCCUUUCAUUCAGGCUCGAGCGACUGCGACCACAAACGGUGUCCCUGGUGCAAUGUUUAGGUUUGCGGCCCAAUCUCCUGGUGGUGCCGAUGCCGUCUUCAGCGCCGACAAUUCCUUUCUGGAUAUCACAAACACGGUCUAUACGCUUUAUUUGGCAGUAGUUGCACAAUCCAUCUAUUUUGUACCACAAGACAGUACGAUGGAUGCUCAAUUGUCGUCGAUAGCCCCAAGACUGACUAUCAAUCCUCUACCUGGUCACGCUUUGGCCUUUUUCCUCUUUUUCAUCGGACUCGUGGGGGUCUUGGUACACAUUAUCAGCCGACGACAACGCAGAGGGCUAUACCUUUCCACACCUCCCGGUACAAUCGCCGCCACCAUUGCUUUGUCUGCCCAUUCUGGAUUCGGUGAACUUCUCAUGCCGACCGACGACGAAGAGACACUGGAACGCAAGUUGAGCGGUUUGCGGUUUAGUAUUGAUAAGAGGACAGGAGCAAUUGUUGCUACUGCUGCUAGUGUGUCGUCGUCAUCUAGGGAUUCGAAGAGGAUGUCGAGCAAGCCUGAACAAGAUGAAAUGAUGCAGUCGUUGUUGGGUUCUGAGCAUAAACGCCCUCCGAAUGAAGUAAGGAUGGGGUCUGAUCUAUCUGCGUCUUCUUCACAAGCUGCAUUCGAGGCUGCGUCAACUCAGGUUGGCUAUCCACCAACGAGGAGUCCCAGGGGUAUUUAUUAGUUUUACCAAUUGGUCGCUGUUGCGUAUGGACCUGUGCUUUGCUAAUUAUUAUCAAUACCCAGACAUUGUAAUUAGUAUACGCUUAUAUCUCGAUAUAUACAUAUGAUAAUUCUAUGCUGUACAGAUACAAUACCUUGUGUUGAGGAAUAAGAGGCUGCUCAAUGUGC